Molecule: messenger RNA, 1201 nt
Organism: Gordionus sp. m RMFG-2023
Lineage: Eukaryota; Metazoa; Nematomorpha; Gordioida; Chordodea; Parachordodidae
Product: flap endonuclease 1-like
Exons: 10
Coding region: 17-1201 (394 amino acids)
Cellular component (GO): nucleus
Molecular function (GO): manganese ion binding; RNA-DNA hybrid ribonuclease activity; DNA binding
Source: RefSeq, a predicted model, not a curated record
UAAACCCGCGAAUCAUAUGGGAAUUUUGGGAUUAUCUAAAAUUAUUGGUGAUUAUGCUCCACAGGCAGUAAAAGAAAAUCAGAUUAAGAAUUAUUUCGGAAGAAAAAUAGCGAUAGAUGCCUCCAUGAGUAUUUAUCAAUUUUUAAUAGCAGUGAGGCAAGAAGGAAAUGUCCUUACUAAUGAAAGUGGAGAGACAACAAGUCAUUUAAUGGGUAUAUUUUAUCGCACUAUUCGCAUGAUUGAAAAUGGUAUUAAACCCCUGUAUGUGUUUGAUGGGAAACCCCCAGAUAUGAAACACGAUGAAUUAGAUAAAAGGAAAGAAAGAAGGGAGGAAGCUGAAAAACAAGCCGAGAAGGCAAAAGAAGAUGGUGAUAAAAAUUUAAUGGAUAAAUUUAAUAGAAGAUUAGUCAAGGUAACCAAACAACAUAAUGAAGAAUGUAAAACCUUAUUAGCUUAUAUGGGUGUCCCAUAUUUAGAUGCACCUUCCGAAGCAGAGGCACAAUGUGCUAUAUUAGCUAAAGCAGGAAAGGUGUAUGGGACUGCUACAGAGGAUAUGGAUUGUUUAACAUUUGGUAGUCCUAUAUUAUUAAGGCACAUGACAUUCAGCGAAGCUCGAAAAAUGCCCAUCAAAGAAUUUAAUUUAGCUGAAAUUUUGACUCAAAUGCAAAUGUCCCAAGAACAAUUUGUCGAUUUUUGCAUUUUGAUGGGCUGUGACUAUUGUGAAAGUAUCAAAGGUAUUGGACCUAAAAGAUCAAUCGAGCUAAUCAAAGAACAUAAAAACAUAGAAACGAUUAUAACCAAGCUAGACACCAAGAAGUACCCCAUACCCGAUAAUUGGAAAUUUAAAGAAGCAAGAGAACUGUUCCUGAAUCCUGAAACGAUUAACGUGACAAAUAUGGAUUUUAAAUGGAAGGAACCUGAGGAGGAAAGUCUGAUUAAGUACAUGUGUGAAGAAAAAGGAUUCAAUGAGGAAAGAAUUAAAAACGGAAUUAAAAAGAUGAAAAACGCUAGAAAUUCGAUUACCCAGGGUAGACUAGACGGGUUUUUCACGAUUCUGGGCCGAGCCCCUACAACAACCUUAGAACAACAAAGAAAAGUUGCCAAAACAGAAGAAAUUAAGAAAAAAUUACCGAGCAAAAGUGGUAAAAAGACAAAAAAGAUUAGCAACGCGAAAAAUGCAAAUAAGAAAAUCAAAAAAUAA